AUGUCUAAAUUCGGUGUUCUAGUGAUGGGCCCCGCUGGUGCGGGCAAAACCACAUUCAGCAAUGCAAUGAUCCAGCACCUUCAGACCACCCGCCGCAGCUGUUUCUAUGUGAAUCUCGACCCCGCCGCCGAGUCAUUUGCCUACGAUCCAGAUCUUGAUAUCCGCGACCUGAUCACUUUAGAAGAUGUGAUGGAAGAGAUGGGACUGGGACCUAACGGAGGUCUGAUCUACUGCUUUGAGUUCUUGCUCCAGAACCUGGAAUUCUUAUCAGAGGCACUGGAACCAUUGAGCGAAGAGUACUUGAUCAUUUUCGACAUGCCCGGCCAGAUCGAGCUCUACACCCAUAUUCCUCUUUUACCUACCCUCACAACUUUCCUUUCUCGACAGGGCCCGUUGAACAUCAACAUGUGCGCCGCCUACCUACUCGAAAGCACCUUCGUCAUCGACAAAGCCAAAUUUUUCGCCGGCACUCUCAGUGCCAUGUCUGCCAUGCUGAUGAUGGAGAUGCCACAUGUCAACAUUCUCAGCAAGAUGGAUCAGGUCCGCGAUAUGGUGACACGCCGGGAAUUGAAGCGCUUUACCAAUGUGGACGUACAGUUGCUUCAAGAUAAGGAGGAGGACGAUCUCACCGCAAGUGCCAACCCCAUGGCCACAGAAUCCUUGAUGAGCGGUGGAUCGUUCAAGCAGCUUAAUCGUGCAGUUGGACAGCUGAUCGAUGAUUUCAGUAUGGUCUCGUUCCUGCAACUGGAUGUCUCAGAUGAGGACAGUGUCGGGGCGAUUUUGAGCCACAUCGAUGACGCCAUCCAAUACCAUGAGGCCCAGGAACCGAGAGAACCCAAGGAUGCAGUGGAGGUGAAUUAUGAGGAUUGA
Penicillium paradoxum is the source of this 870-nucleotide messenger RNA. RefSeq names its product putative signal sequence-binding GTPase GPN3. Gene Ontology annotation, molecular function: ATP hydrolysis activity; GTPase activity. Bases 1 to 870 code for a protein of 289 amino acids. The transcript has a single exon. The record is from RefSeq and is a predicted model, not a curated record. NCBI's taxonomy places the organism in Eukaryota, Fungi, Ascomycota, Eurotiomycetes, Eurotiales, Aspergillaceae.